GUUCCAGUGCUACUGUCUUAGCCAUGUUGGACAGCUACACAUUUGAAAAUGUUAGCCAUCUCCGAUAGGCAACGCUUUGCCCUCACAAUCCUCGCCCUGGCCACAAUAUCGCUCACUGUAGCGCUCAGUGGCACCAGUUUAAGCAAUGCUCUCCCUGUGAUCACCAGCCAAUUCCACGGCACAGACGUGCAGGCCUUCUGGUCCGGCACGUCAUAUCUCCUCUGCUCUGCCGUCUUUCAGCCCCCAUUUGCCAUCUUUUCUCAUACUUUCGGACGAAAGCCGUUGUUCAUUCUUGGCGCCCUGCUCUACCUGGCUGGGGCUGCCGUUGCCACAGGCUCUGGAUCUUUUAGCGUCCUUCUUGCUGCUCGCUCGAUUCAGGGUUCAGGAGGGGGGGGAUUGCUCACCCUGUCGGAGAUUCUCAUUGCAGAUUUGGCACCGUUAAGAGAGCGUGGGAAAUGGCUUGGCCUGUUGAGUAUGAUGUGGGCUGUAGGCUGUGUCAGUGGGCCUAUUGUCGGCGGUGCUCUUGCUCAUGAGAAAUCAUGGAGAUGGAUCUUUGCCUUGAACCUCCCGCUUGCCAGUGCUUCACUCAUUCUGAUCUUCAUUUCUCUGAAAUCCUGCCGACCUCAGACAAUGCAAGGAGAUGGUGAGAGUGUUAAGAAGCAGCUUGCCCACAUAGACUGGAUCGGCUUCGCCAUUUUCAUACCUUCGAUGGCUAGCUUUCUCAUCCCAGUGACCUGGGGCGGGGAGAUGUUUCCCUGGUCCAGUUGGCACACGUUGGUGCCUCUGUUGGUCGGGGCAAUGGGACUGAUUGUGUUUGUGAUUUAUGAGAUGUUCAUUGCAACAGAGCCCUUUUUAUUGAGAAGUAUUUUCCGUCAUUGGAAUACGAGAUUGAUUUACUUUCAGACAUUCGUGCAUGGAAUCGUGGUCUGGUGUCUUCUAUACUACCUCCCCCUCUACUACCAAGCAGUCCAGUCCUUCUCCCCCCUGAUGUCCGGCGUCGCCCUCCUCCCAGAAACAUUCACCAUCAGUAUUUCCGCCGGUCUCGUUGGACUGCUGAUCAGCAUCACCGGCCACUACCGCGGCACUCUCUGGGCAGGCUGGGUCAUCACAACAGCCAGUCUCGGACUGCUCACUCUGCUAAACGUCGACACUCCGACCUACGAAUGGGUUCUUAUCAAUCUUGUCGUCGGUCUAGGAACCGGAUCCCUCUUCACCAGCACCAAUCUUGCAGUCCAGGCGAAUAUUCCCCCGGACCAAGUCUCGCAUGCGCUGGGUUUCUUUGCGUUUUUCCGCUCCUUGGGCCAGUCCAUUGGUGUUGCUGUCGGAGGGGCCACAUUCGAUAAUAUAUUCCAGCAAAAGCUGGAUAAAAAUGCUGGUCUCGCUGCGUUGACGGCGAAGCUCAGCACUGGAGCGGCGGCGAUGGUUCAAUCCUUGAAAGCGAUUCCGGAUCAGGAGCCACGCAAAUCGGAGCUGAUCCAGGUGUAUGCGGAUGCGUUGAGUAUGCUGUGGCCGGUGAUGUGUGCUUGCUCGGGGGCGGCGUUGUUGGUGAGUUUGGCUGUCAGGUCUUAUAGCCUAGGACCUGGUAAUGUAACCGGAAGGGAAGAAUCCGGAUCUAAUGGGGAUGUUGAAUCGAUGGAACCGAAACAGGAAGUGAUGGAGAAGUCGUGAUGAUUGAAUACUACAUGCUAGAUCAAGUAUUAAAUGUUCUUAUAUACAUUUGUCCAAGCGUUUCACUAGGCCUUCCAUGUUUCCCCUCCUAUCACAGCAAUCCUCAUCGCAUCCAAAAGGUUCUUAGCCACAUUAGAAUGACUAUACAGUCCACCCGCAAACAUGUCUGUUGCAUCCUUCCCAAUUGCCCCAGUAAUUAUCAUCGGACCCCCUGGAUGCUCCGCCACAAAAUUCGAGACAUCAUGAACAAUCCCCUUAAUGACGACCAGAUUACACCCCGUUCUCGCUCUCUGUCGAUACUCUUCCCACUCCAUAGUAGGCAAUGCGGCAACUGGCAACCCCCAAUCUACUAGCUGACAAUCCCUUUCCAGCCUUUCCCGC
This is a messenger RNA of Aspergillus wentii DTO 134E9, 2049 nucleotides long. RefSeq lists its product as uncharacterized. The transcript is spliced from 4 exons. Gene Ontology annotation, biological process: transmembrane transport. Gene Ontology annotation, molecular function: transmembrane transporter activity. Bases 49 to 1668 code for a protein of 539 amino acids. Lineage: Eukaryota; Fungi; Ascomycota; Eurotiomycetes; Eurotiales; Aspergillaceae. The record is from RefSeq and is a predicted model, not a curated record.